UAAAUACAUCAUCCGCAGCCCCUCAUCUUCGUCUCUUUUCUGUCGCCGAUUCCAUGCUUCCUCCUCGGAGACGCUUCCCCACAUGGACAUGUACUUCCGAAAGUCUGCAACCUUUCAAUCCAUACUGAGAUGGAACCGCGGAGGAGCAGACGACGGGUUCCUGAGGAACUGCGCAAACGGACUGAGUUAAGUUGCGAUCUAUGCCGGAAGCGACGAUGUAAAUGCGUUCGCCGGAAGGCUGAUGAAAGCUGCCGAACCUGCCAGCAGAACAAUGUUGAAUGCGUGUCGACCUUUCGUCGGAAGACGAGGUUGUAUGGGAGUCUGGAAACCGUCAGAGACAGGUAUCGUUGCUUGGAGGCGAUCGUCAAUAGUGCAUUUCCCGAUGAGCCUACCCGGACGGUGGAGGAUCUGCUCUCGUUGGGGCAGAGACAUGGCUUUGCUAUGCCUCAGACAGGUGAUGUGGCAUCAUCUGAAGAUUGUCUCUUAACACCAGGCGCGGACCGUGGUGUGUCGCAGGAAAGGUCUUUGUCUGACGAGGACCAAGAUGGAAACUCAUCGACCGGUGCCGGGACUAUCCAUCAAGAUUUCCAGCCUCAACCAUGGCACGAUCGGCGGAUCAGUCAGAUUCAAGAGUCUCCACGCCUGGUACGUGACUCAGUUGGACGUCGACAUUAUAUUGGGCCAUCAGGGACUCUUGCUUUUUUCGGAGAACUACGCGACCUGGUAUCGACACGACAGCCAUUGUCUCGAUUUGCAGCCGACAAUGUAGCGGAAGCACUUGAGGCGAGAACGAAUAGGCAAAAUAGUCCUCGUGCAAGCAUUGACGGAAGAUCAAACUCCCCUGGAUCCCCGGCAGGGUUUAAUCCAACGACAUCGUCUCCUUUGCAGAAUCUUCUUCAGUCCGCAUGGCGUUUUAGGGAACUGCCACCAGUGAUCCUGGAGAAUCUGCAGCGUCUCUACUUCGAGCGCGUCCAUUCAACCUUCCCUUUGUUUGACCGUCCAACGUUCCAGGACGAGUUGGAACGCUUCUUUGCAUCACAACUGGAGAAUAGCUCUUCUCAAGUUCUGCACCAGUCCGCGGAAAGUACUGAACAUGACGAGGGAUGGCUAGUCUGCCUUCAUAUGAUGCUGGCCUUCGGAUGUGUCCUAUCUAUGAAGCUGAGAAAAGCAGCUGUCCCGGAUAAUGAUCACUUCGACUACGAAAACUUACGUGUGCACUGCUGGGUUCUAGCGCAGACGGCUAUUUCGUGCCUAUCGACGACGUGCACUCAUUCUAAUGUUCAGGCUUUGCUAUUGCUCGCACUCUAUUAUCACAGCAUUAACGAGCGCAACGCUUCGUGGACACUCGUUGGCUGUGCUGCUCGUAUGGCUAUCGCCAUUGGAAUGCAUCGGAAUGAUAUCAAUAAUUCGUUCCGCCCCAUCGAACGCGAGACUAGGAAACGUAUCUGGUGCAGCUUAUACAGCUUCGAGCAAUUCCUUUGCAUGUCCUUGGGGCGUCCAAGUGCAAUCGACGAACAGGAGGUUAACACCAGCCUUCCGUCUGACGAUAUGAUAGGCUCAGGAUAUAAUCCUCCAGGCUACACAGAAUGUAGCUUCCAGUUACAGGUCCUGUCAAGUCGUUUACGGUGGAUGAUGAGCGUCCAGUAUCAAUCAACAAAUUGGAGAAACGGCUCAUCAUGGGCCAAGGCGUCAAAUCCACCCCCCGGGGAAUUCCUCGAUGAGUUACAAGCAUGGGAGGACGGACUGCCAGCAUACCUGAGACUUCCGAAAUUCAAAACGUCUGCGGAGGCUGCCGUGCCAUCUCAAUCACAGUUACGCGAGUUCUGCUCCCGCUAUCCUUCGAAUCACCUCCGUGGGAUGGUUCUACUGCACAUACAGUAUCAUAACCUGAUAAUACAACUUUCCCGGCCGUGCCUUUUAACUCUAAUCUCCUCAAAUUCGAGAGACCCGGCAACAGUGCCAUAUCUUUGGGAGGAUGUAUCUUCUAAUGCGAAGUCUCCCGUUGACAAGAUUGCAUUUCUAGCCCGAACAUGCGUUUCUUCGGCAUCCCGCAUCGCAGAUCUCAUCCUCCUUCUAAACAGUGCAGAGACUUUGGAUGGCCUUACAGGGCUCGAUGUGUUUUACGCUUAUUCGGCUGCAAUGGUCCUGAUUUUACGAAUACUUUGGGUUCCAGACCCAUCCUCUCCAAAGGACGUUCUAGAGGCGGAAAAGAAGUCGAAGACUUAUAUAGGUUCUCUAGUGACAGAACUACAGAAUGUGCUCAAAUUGCUACCGAAAUGUUCUACGAUGCAGCGGUUCGCAUCUGUAGCCGAGAACUUCGCAGAUGUCGUCCAGUCAUCCAAUACGGGUACAAGAACUUCAAGGACAGACAAUGAAGGAAAUGCCCCAAGCCGAUCAAGAACGGUUCGAGAUGCAGCGAGAGAAAAGGAUAUGGCAACCAGAAAAUACUCUCCAAAUGAAGGAGGUAUAGGAAUGACACCUCAUUCCAUGUCUGGAAAAGGGAUGAGUGCUGGCGAGGGAAGAUACUAUGAUACUUUGCCUCCUUCUUCCAUCGAAGGCCCAGGUCAUGAUCGCCCCGCUCGCUCGGCCUUGGAUACACUCGCAGAGGCUUCUAACGCCAUGGAUGCCAUCAUGACCCUACCUAGCUAUCCAGCUAGCCCACCUAGGGGAAUCUCCGGAGAUACCAUGGAUACGUCUAGAGAGGCUGCUUACGAGGGAUCCGGUAGGGGUCUAGGAUCGCCAUCGUCCAAGGAAGAUAGAAUAUGUGUUGACGAGAAUGGCCGGCAAUCAUCACAAAUUUCACAUGCAAUCCGUACCACCCAACACGCGCGGGAUCAUGGAAACAGCAAUAUCUUUACCCGUCCACCUAGCUCGUUUAGCGACGGUCUUGCAGCUUGCCAUGAUGCUUCGCUUGUGUACAACGACCUGUCAAAUCCAUAUCAUCAAGAAAUCAUAAAUGCGGACCCUUCAUUCACAGAAGAGGGGGUUUCACCACAGCUUUUGCUAUGGCAAGAUUCUCUCCAACAGCUCACAAUGGGGUGGAAUGAUUUUGAGCGGUUUAUGGGGGUCUAAAUUGCCCUCGAUCUGUAGACGUGGUACAUACAUAAUUUAUCGUCUAACGUAUGUCCUAAUACUCUUUAAACACGUGCCAUAUACAGUUCUACCCGACUUUCUC
Molecule: messenger RNA, 3175 nt
Organism: Paecilomyces variotii
Lineage: Eukaryota; Fungi; Ascomycota; Eurotiomycetes; Eurotiales; Thermoascaceae
Product: fungal-specific transcription factor domain-containing protein
Exons: 3
Coding region: 130-3072 (980 amino acids)
Biological process (GO): regulation of DNA-templated transcription; DNA-templated transcription
Molecular function (GO): DNA-binding transcription factor activity, RNA polymerase II-specific; zinc ion binding; DNA binding
Source: RefSeq, a predicted model, not a curated record